AUGGCGGAUGACGAGCGACUGCUCAAGCUGAAGGAGAAGUACAAUCAGCUGAAGCAGGCCGAGAAGCAUGGUUUCGCUGCCAAUGGAGUGCUCAAAAAGGGCCUGCUUGACAAGCAGGAGGAAUGUACUCGCUUGGAGCAGCAGCUCAAGGAGAGAGACUCGACCAUCCGCGAGCAGCUGGAAGAAAUCGAUCACCUUCAAUUCCAAAACGGGCGCAUGUCCAAGCAGCUCGGCACGCUGACUGCCCAGGUGGAAGAGUCGAGAAAAACUCAGACACAGAGCACCUGGUCGAUGGGCGGCUUAAUUUCGGGAAAGCAGCAGGAGGCCAUGCAGAAAGCCGAAAGCGAUUUGGCAGUGCUCCGAGAUGAACUCAUGAUGAAGAUUCAAGAGAACGAGGAGCUUCACAUGCGCGUCUUCGAAGCGCAGAAGCAGCACGAUGAAGAGGCUGAAAGGCUGCGCGACACCGAAGCCACCAAAGGUAGGGACCUGGAGCGAUAUGCUGCGCAACUCAAGAGCAGCAAAGAGGAGGUUGAGCGGCUCUCUUCAGAAGGCAGUCGCAUGGCUGAGCGCAUCAGCACAUUGGAUAACCAGCUGUUUGCCUCGGCGCAGCUGUCUCAGAGCCUCAGGGAGCAGCUGGACAAGGAACGGCUGGAGGCCAUCGAGACAAAGACCGCUUUACAAUCACGCCUCGCGCAGUGGGUUCCAUUCGACUGGACUUGCCAUGACCUCUGGACCGGCUUCGGGCUGGGAUCCCAGCAGGGGCGUCUGGCGCGGCAAAGAGAGGAGGCUUUGACGGAGCUCUCGUCAGCAGUCAGGGAGGCCUGCCAGCAAAGCUCCGGAGCUUUACAGAAGUGGCCAUCUGCCGUACUCGCAGGUGGCGAUGAGGAACCUGCGUCGCGACUGCGCAUCCGCAGCAAGGUGGCCGAAUUUGCACAGCAGCUGUCGCAGUCCGUCCUUGAGGCCGCCCCAGCCUUGGCCGAUUUGCUGGCCAAGAGCGGCUUAGCGCUGACACCGUCCCAGAAGCAGGAGCUAAGAAGGCAAACCCAGGAGCUGCUCCAAAUCCACAGAAGGUGGGUGUUGUACCAGUCCCUGCUCCUGUUGCACGACUGGCAAUCCACAACCGCUGCUCGGUCUUCACAGGAAGAGGCGUUGGCCCAAAGCUUCGUGGACUGCCUGUGGCGGCUGCAUCGCUGUGUCCGGAGUCUUGUGGCGCGGCUCAGAGUGGCCUCACUGGUGCCGGGUCUCUCCACAGAGAGCAGUAGCAGCUGCCACUUCGCACUGGCACGGCGCUGCUUGAAAAAGAGCCCCGCGCCGGUGGAGAAGGAGGCUGGCAAGGGGAGCUCUGCUGGUGCCGAGGCGGCCCUACGCCUCGGCUUGAUGCAGCGAAGCCUCGGGGACGUCUGCCACUGCUGGAGGGCACUCAGCCGCUGUCUGUCUUCGUGGGCUGCAGCACGCGGCGGGACUUCCGCGUCAGCAGCUGGCAGCGUCUCGCAGGAGAGCGGCGGAACAGUGGUGGAGCUCCUCGGAUAUAUCCACGGACUCUGCGGUUGCCUCACUGAGCGCCUGAUGCCAAUCAUGGAGCGGCUGUCAAUGCAGGUGAGCAGCGCACAGGGAGAGCCUAUGUUGUUCCUGCGGCCAUCCAAGCUGGCCAGACUGGAGCCACACCAGCAGGCGGAGAGCUUGCAGGUCCUCACAAAGCCUUACGUGCGUGCUGCUGAGUCGCAGCUGGCGAAAGCCCCGGGCGCCAUCGGCAUGGAGGAAGCCGUACAUACGCUGGCGUUGGCGAGGCGCCUGGCAGAUGUACGGACACAGCUUCUUUCAGAAUUGCAACAGCAAACGCACCGUUUGCAGGUGGUCAGCAACGAGAAGACCCAGCUUUCGGGCGAGCUGAGCACGAUCCAGGACAACCACGCCCUUCUCCAGUCCAACUACGAUGCGCUGAGGAAGGCAUCCGCACCAGUUGAGAGCGCUAUCGCCCGGCAGGAGACUCCCGGCGACUCUGGCGAGCUGCUACUGACCUCCAGGCAGCGUGCACUGCUCGGAAGCAUGGCGGUGAGUGCCCAGGAAAGCUCCGGCAUGAGGCAACAUGGCUUUUUCGUGGACGUCGUCAGUCUCGCCCACGGAGAGGUGUCUCUGGCAUCCGGGCCGCCCCGCCCCGAGGCACUGGAAUCUUGGGAGCUCGCGAUUCGCAAGGUCUACGAGCAACACAUGUACAAGCUCGAGAAACAGGUGGUUGCAGCGGACAACAAAGCUUUGGAGACCGGGUUGCAUGUGCAUGACUACUGCGGUCAGAUCCAGCGUCAAGAGGAGGAGAAGAGCGACCUUGCGAGUCAGGUCGAAGCAGGGGAGAAACAGCUCCAGAGCCUGCGCGAGGACAUGGAGGCUACCCGCAAGAACUACGAUGGUCAACUGGGCAUGCUGACGGAACACAUCUGCACUCUGUCCCUCCACCUCUCGGAGAAAGAUGCGAGUCUCGCGACUUUGCAGGCGCACAAAGUUCUUUGCGGCCGCUGCGGCAUGUGGAAUACCAUGGGGAAGCUGCUCUCAGAUUCCGGCAAGGGGACGUGUCAGACCUGCGGGGCGAAGGUUCUCAGCACUGACUGA
Molecule: messenger RNA, 2604 nt
Organism: Symbiodinium sp. CCMP2592
Lineage: Eukaryota; Dinophyceae; Suessiales; Symbiodiniaceae
Source: the annotation of a GenBank genome assembly